This is a messenger RNA of Stegastes partitus (bicolor damselfish), 3177 nucleotides long. RefSeq names its product discoidin domain receptor family, member 2, like (gene ddr2l). The transcript is spliced from 18 exons. Gene Ontology annotation, molecular function: collagen binding; ATP binding; protein tyrosine kinase collagen receptor activity. The coding region runs from base 286 to 2802 and encodes 838 amino acids. NCBI's taxonomy places the organism in Eukaryota, Metazoa, Chordata, Actinopteri, Pomacentridae. Gene Ontology annotation, biological process: positive regulation of kinase activity; positive regulation of phosphatidylinositol 3-kinase/protein kinase B signal transduction; cell surface receptor protein tyrosine kinase signaling pathway. The record is from RefSeq and is a predicted model, not a curated record. Gene Ontology annotation, cellular component: plasma membrane; signaling receptor complex.
CGGAAACGGGAUGUGAUGUAAACACACAGAACUUUUUCCUUUUUUUUUUCUCGUCCUUGUGUCUCUGGAGUUUGCAGAACUUCUUCCAUCGCUGUCGGAGAACCAGAACCCGAACCAGAGCAGGAGAUAAAAACAUCUGGGAGAUAAACGUCUCGCUUUUUCCUCCGCCAUGAUCCUCUGAAGGGGCCUGCGGAGCUUCUCAGCCGGACUGGACGCGCCGAGCCUCGGAUCGGACCGGAGCGGACAGAGAUGUAGCGUGUUUGUUGGCGUGACCGGCGGACCAUCAUGCACCUCUUCCUGCUGCUGAUCCUUCAAGCCACAGCAGCCUUCGGACAGAUCGACCCGGCACACUGCCGCUAUGCCCUGGGCAUGGAGGACGGACGGAUCAGGGACGACGACAUCACGGCGUCCAGCCAGUGGUACGAGACCACGGGACCGCAGUACGCCAGGCUGAACCGCGAGGAGGGCGACGGCGCCUGGUGUCCUGAAGGCCAGCUGGAGCCCUCAGACAGCCAGUACCUGCAGGUGGACCUCAGCAGACUCACCUUCCUGACCAUCGUCGGCACUCAGGGACGCUACGCCAGGAACUCCGGCAACGAGUUCGCCCGAGCGUACCGCCUCAAUUACAGCCGGGACGGGCUGCUGUGGAAGUCGUGGAGGAACCGGCUGGGGAACCCGGUGAUGGACGGCAACAAGAACGCCUACGCCUCCGUCAUCAACGACCUCCACCCGCCCAUCGUGGCCCGCUACGUCCGCCUCAUCCCCGUCACCAAGCUGUCCACCACCGUGUGCAUGAGGGUGGAGCUGUACGGAUGUCCGUGGGACGACGGGCUGAUCUCCUACAGCGCUCCAGAGGGCCAGCUCAUGAUGCCGCCCGGCUACCCCAUCGCCAGCCUCAACGACUCCACGUACGACGGCGCCCACGAGAGGAGGAGGCUGUUCGGCGGCAUGGGUCAGCUGACGGACGGCGUCAUCGGCCUGGACGACUUCCUGCUGACCCGCCAGUACCAUGUGUGGCCCGGAUACGACUACCUGGGCUGGAGGAACGACUCGCUGGGAACCCAGGGACACGUGGAGAUGGAGUUCGUGUUCGACAGGCAGCGGAACUUCACCUCCAUGAAGGUCCACAGCAACAACAUGUUCUCGCGCGGCGUGAAGAUCUUCUCCUCCGUGUCCUGCCAGUUCAAGCCCCGCCUCAGCGCCAGCUGGGAGGCGGAGCCUGUGGCGUUCAAGACGGUGCUGGACGACCGGAACCCGAGCGCUCGCUACGUCACCGUGCCGCUGAACCGCCGCACCGCCAAGUCGCUGCGCUGCCGCUUCUACUUCGCCGACGUCUGGAUGAUGUUCAGCGAGAUCUCCUUCCAGUCGGAGGACACUGUCCUGCCGACCCAGAUGCCCCUGGUGGGGACGUCUCCCGCAGCCAGCGAACGCAGCACCGUCGCCGCGGCAGCCACGACAGCGAACCCGUCGGCCAGCGACCCCACCGAGGUGGUGAAAACGCCCGUCCUGAUUGGCUGCCUGGUGACCAUCAUCCUGCUGCUGGUCAUCAUCAUCUUCCUCAUCCUGUGGUGUCAGUACGUCUGCAAGGUGCUGGAGAAGGCUCCACGUCGGAUCCUGGACGAGGAGAUGACGGUCCGACUGUCGUCCUGCAGCGACACCAUCAUCCUGCAGACGCCUCCGGUACCGCCUCGGUCCGGACACCCGCCUACAGCGUGCGGCGGAGGCUACGCCGAGCCGGACAUCACCCAGUGCACACCGCACCAGUGUUUCCAUAGCAACGCACCGCACUACGCCGAGACAGACAUCGUGCGGCUGCAGGGCGUCACCGGCAGCAACAUGUACGCCGUCCCCGCCCUCACCGUGGACUCGCUCACCAGGAAGGACAUCUCCGCCGCCGAGUUCCCACGGCAACAGCUAAUCUUCAGGGAGAAGCUGGGGGAGGGGCAGUUCGGAGAGGUCCACUUGUGCGAGGCCGAAGGACUCCCGGAGUUCCUCGGGGAAGGAUCGCCACUGCCGGACCAAGACGGACACUCGGUGCUGGUGGCGGUUAAACAGCUGAGAGCCGACGCCACCAGCCAGGCCAGAAACGACUUCCUGAAGGAAAUUAAAAUCAUGUCUCGGUUGAACGACCCCAACAUCAUCCGGCUGCUGUGCGUUUGCGUUUCGUCCGACCCGUUGUGCAUGGUGACCGAGUACAUGGAGAACGGAGACCUCAACAUGUUCCUGUCGCAGCGGGAGAUCGAGAGCACGCUGACCCACGCCAACAACAUCCCGUCAGUCAGUCUGUCCGACCUCCUCCACAUGUCGGUGCAGAUCUCGUCAGGGAUGAAGUACCUGGCGUCCCUGAACUUUGUGCACCGCGACCUGGCCACCAGGAACUGCCUCCUGGACCGCCGCCUCACCAUCAAGAUCGCAGACUUCGGGAUGAGCCGGAACCUGUACAGCAGCGACUACUACCGGAUCCAGGGUCGGGCGGUGCUGCCGAUCCGGUGGAUGGCCUGGGAGAGCAUCUUAUUGGGAAAGUUCACCACAGCCAGCGACGUCUGGGCGUUCGGAGUCACCCUGUGGGAGAUCUUCACCCUGUGCAAGGAGCAGCCCUACAGCCUGCUGUCCGAUGAACAGGUCAUAGAGAACACUGGCGAGUUCUUCAGGAACCAGGGCAGACAGAUCUUCCUCUACGGCCCUCCGCUCUGCCCGCCUUCCCUCUUCGAGCUCAUGAUGCGAUGUUGGAGUCGCGACAUCCCCGACCGGCCCACCUUCGAGGGCCUCUACCAGGCCCUGAGGCCCCAUGUCAGCGGGUGAGCUGCCGGGUCGCACCGGUCCGGUUCUCCUCCUCGGCACCGACGGGGGACUCUCGUUAGAAAACACGAGAACACCGAGGACUGGAAUCGUGUCGCACCGCCGGAGAGGACGAGGAGAGUCGGGAGGUUGGUUUGCUUUCUGUUUCGGAGAGCUGGAGGAAGAACAAGCUGGUCGACUCAGAGGAGAAACAAACCUUUCAGUCCGUAGAUUUCUCAGCUUUCUACAAAAAUCUCUUGUCGGACCUUUUUAAAAAGUUGCCUUAAACUUCACUUUCCUCCACUCUUUGGAUGCCAAAAACUGGACGGACGUUUCAGUCUUGGCAGUUCCUCCUGUCCCUGUGGUUUUUAUUAUUAAUAUUAAUAUUGUUGUAAAGCA